Messenger RNA from Symbiodinium necroappetens, 298 nucleotides. NCBI's taxonomy places the organism in Eukaryota, Dinophyceae, Suessiales, Symbiodiniaceae. The record is from the annotation of a GenBank genome assembly.
GCUAACCCGCCGCGCAGACAGCCAUCGAGCCUACCUCAUUUUGAGGCGCUGAUCGACAUCGCUAGUAGCCGCGAAGGCCGUCAGAGCUUGCGUAGGGUCCUGUGCGUUUACAGGCUCAGGCAGGACAAGAAGGAAGAGCUCGUCGCGCAGUUCAUCUGGAUGUAUCAUGCCAUGGCGACCUGGCGGCUACCUCGAAAUGCACUCCAGGCCAUCUUUCAGUUUCUCGACUCCUCCGAACGCACUUUCCCAGCCUCGCCGACCGUGAUUGGCUCGGCGGCGGGUGUUUCGAGCAUUGGAG